GGAGAAAGACUUGCGUUUUCGAAUUUCUUGAUAGCUUUUUAUCGCAGUCCAGUCCACAUUAAUAAAGCCACGUACAGGGCACAACGUCUUUGUGCUUGAUUUUGGUUUUCUGCUGAUAUUGAUGGUCUUUCUUCUUCAUCUGUGAUUCUUUUUCUCCAACUAUAGUGGAGAGAGUUUAGGGUUUUCUCUAUUUUCUGUGUUUUAUUCACACGUCUCCUUCCUUUCAGCGCUAUAAGAAUCCCCUCUACUUCGGACAUCAUUACUAAAAUAUUCAAUUCUGUUUUUCCAUAUUUGAGUUCUUGAACCAUUGAUGCUAUUGGUUAAUAUUUUAAAUAAAGAAAAUGGCUCUGAAACCGAGUUCAGCUGACGCUAGAACUAGGAGUUGGAUUCAAAUAUUCAUUGUGUUCGGAUUGUGUUGUUUCUUCUGCAUAUUGGGAGCUUGGCAAAGAAGUGGUUUCGGUAAAGGAGAUAGUAUAGCUCUAGAAAUGACCAAACAUAGUGCAGAUUGCAACAUCGUCUGGAACUUGAACUUCGAAACCCACCAUUUCGGUGAAGUCGGUAAUGUUGAUGAAUCCGAAAAGCCCAAAUCUUUCGAACCCUGUCACCCUCCUAGAAUUUCUAGUGGAACUGUUCCUGGAGUUUCUGUUGAGGCAUACCAAGAGGACAAGUAGAAGUGGACGAAGCAUGUUGAUGCUUAUAGGAAAAUCAAUAGGCUUAUAGAUUCUGGGCGGUAUCGUAAUAUUUUGGACUGCUGCCCUUGAUUCUUCCAAAUUGUGGGUUAUGAAUGUCAUGCCCACCAUAGCAGAGAAAGAUACCCUCGGUGUCAUAUACGAGUGUGGAUUAAUUGGCAUCUACCAUGACUGGUGUGAGGCUUUCUCGACAUACCCGAGGACAUAUGAUCUCAUUCAUGCCAAUGGUCUUUUCAGGUUGUACCAGGACAAAUGCAACCUGGAGGACAUUCUAUUGAAGAUGGACCGAAUUAUGCAGCCAGAAGGUGUGGUUAUAUUCCUGGACAAGGUAGAUGUUCUUAUUGAAGUGAAGAAGAUAACAGCAGGAAUGAGGUGGGACACCCAGAUGGUUGAUCAUGAAGAUGGCCCUUUGGUUCCUGAGAUGAUAUUGGUUGCUGUUAAGCAAUAUUGAGUUGUAGGUGGAAACUCAACAGCUGCACAGUCGGCCGAAUACAGCAGAUUUUGAAACCUGUGCUCUCUGUUACACAUGAAUCUGAUUAAUUUCCUGCCUGAAAAUUUUUGCUGCACGGUUUUAGGGAGGCAAUUUCGGUAACAAACUAUGGAUCGAUAUCGAUCACUGUGGGUUCAUUUGUAUUAAAUUAUGAAUAGACAGCUUUAAAAGCGUAUAUGCAUCCAAAGUUCCAUCAUAUUUUUCGUUUUGGUCAUAUUUACAAAAUGUUAGCUCGAGAAGUUAAUGCACGAUUCCUUGUCUGUCAA
This is a messenger RNA of Hibiscus syriacus, 1445 nucleotides long. RefSeq names its product probable methyltransferase PMT2. The transcript is spliced from 4 exons. Bases 781 to 1140 code for a protein of 119 amino acids. Gene Ontology annotation, molecular function: methyltransferase activity. The record is from RefSeq and is a predicted model, not a curated record. Gene Ontology annotation, cellular component: trans-Golgi network; cytoplasm; endosome. NCBI's taxonomy places the organism in Eukaryota, Viridiplantae, Streptophyta, Magnoliopsida, Malvales, Malvaceae.